AUGGCUUACUCAGCUGUAAAAGUACAAGACAUAUCACGCGACGAAGUCCCGUAUAUCUCCCUUACCGAUCUCAUCGUAUUCAAGUUGGAUUCGAGCGGGCUGCGAUCUAACCCCAUAAAGAAGGAGCGCGAUGCACAGGACGCUGCGGCUUUGGUCGAUUUCGCCACGCACAAAAGCUCCCUACAUCUUUCCGAGAAGCAAGAGCAGGUCGUAGAAGAAGCGCUCUGCGACGUAGCGAAAUGCGGCACUAAGGAAAAGGGCUGGUGGGAGAGACGCAUGGGCUUGAUAAAGCAAGCUGCCGAUGGAUCUCCUUACGACAGCGGAGGCCGUGAGCGCAAGCCGAACCGGCCUCAUUCUAAAUCAGACCCUUCGCCAUCUAAGAGUCCGCUUACAAACGACCCUAACGCAGCUUGGCACUAUGAGCGGCUGGAUCACGCACACAUCCGGCGGUUCAACUCGCUGCACAGUAGCCGGGGCGCGAACAGGCCGGGAAUCCCCCGCUCCUCUUCGCAACGCAUGAUUAGGGACACGGGCUUCACCAUGACACAGCCGAAGACGACACACGCGAGCUACCAACUCGGCGUAAGGCGGUCCGGCCUGAGCAGCGAGAUCAACGCCGAGCCGAACUGCUAUGGUAACGUAGGCGAGCAAUACUACACCCUCGAGCCGGGCGAGAACAUGUCGGGGCGGGCUUCGCCGGCAGGGUACUUUGACGUUUCCCGUACGCCGCCGGGUGGCCUGGGAACGGUGACAGAACAUACCGUGGGGGUUCGACGAAGCUCUAAGUCGGGAUACUUCGAUCUUACCCCUGGAGCUAUACCUAGCACCAUGUCGCAGCCUAGGAGGCCCCCGGGUUUGGACAAGAGGAGUGUUACGUUCCUCCUAUAG
This is a messenger RNA of Daldinia childiae, 888 nucleotides long. RefSeq lists its product as uncharacterized. Lineage: Eukaryota; Fungi; Ascomycota; Sordariomycetes; Xylariales; Hypoxylaceae. The record is from RefSeq and is a predicted model, not a curated record. The transcript has 2 exons. The coding region runs from base 1 to 888 and encodes 295 amino acids.